This is a messenger RNA of Thrips palmi, 525 nucleotides long. RefSeq names its product 60S ribosomal protein L36 (gene RpL36). Bases 141 to 485 code for a protein of 114 amino acids. Lineage: Eukaryota; Metazoa; Arthropoda; Insecta; Thysanoptera; Thripidae. The record is from RefSeq and is a predicted model, not a curated record. The transcript is spliced from 4 exons. Gene Ontology annotation, cellular component: cytosolic large ribosomal subunit; ribosome. Gene Ontology annotation, biological process: cytoplasmic translation. Gene Ontology annotation, molecular function: structural constituent of ribosome.
GAUGAAAUUUCCUGGCUGGACCCAAGAGACGGCACCCAAGCCACAAGUAAAGAAGAAGAAAAGAAAUCCCCGGCUCACAGAAACUCAGACGGACACGCUUUCUUCCGGUGUGUCGCUACGUGAAGUAAACGCGAGUAGCCAUGGCUCCUCGUUAUGAAUUGGCCGUCGGCCUCGACAAGGGCCACAAAACCACCAAGAUCCGCUUCCUGAAGUCAGCCAGCGAGAAGGUUGACAAGCAGAACAAGCUUCGUCCUGCCAGAACAAAGGGAACCCAGACCAAACACACUAAGUUUGUCCGUGAUCUCGUCAGGGAAGUUAUGGGACACGCACCUUAUGAAAAGCGUGCCAUGGAAUUGCUGAAGGUGUCUAAGGAUAAGAGAGCCCUCAAGUACCUGAAGCGCAGGUUGGGCACCCACAUCCGUGCCAAGAGGAAGCGUGAAGAACUGGGAGCUAUCCUUACCCAGAUGCGUAAGCACGCCAAGUAAAUGUCAGUUUAAAUAUUCCAAUAAAAAAAUCAUAAAACCA